GAAUGACGCGGCUGGGUGUCGGUACUUUUGAAAUGAAAACAAACUCCUCCGCUCUGCUUCUGGUUUUAUUCGCUUUUGUCUAAUCGAUACACAAAGUUGCGUAUCAUUAAAAGAACAGGAGCUCGUGGGAGUGAACAGAGAUGAGGCGGGAAACCGAAGAACAAAUUCACCAAACCUGGGAGAGGACCGGGUGUUAGCAUGACGAGCUAGCUGGCUCACUUACAUUCCCACCACGAACAGUGAGACACAAUGUUACAGCGUGGCUAGAAGCUGACUCUGCAGACGUGUGUUUGCUUUUAAAGACAGCGUUACUGCUUUCUUUCCGCCUGAAUCUUGUCGACAUGUUUUGAGCACACCCAGCCCCCGUCCAGCUGCUCCAACCUGAAGGAGCCGGCUCUCUGUGCAGGCUGGUUAACGCACAGCUGCGGACGUGCUGGCAUGUCCUCUCCUGGUGUGAGACAAAGUACACCAUCAUGGACGACUCGGACCAGGAUUUUGUAGAUCUCUGCUCAAAGCUGCUUAAACGAAUCCGCAAGAAACCAGGUGAGCCCAAGCAGCCGAGGAGAGCCGAGCCUCAGCCCUCCAGUCAGACAGGGGACAGAGACAAGAGGAGGAGAAACAACAAAAGAGAGGGGGACUCUGGGUCUAAGAGUGCUGGGAGCCAGUCUGUGUGUGCGGCAGCAGAGCAGCAUGAGGUCUGUGGAGAGACUGGACCUGAUUCAAGAGACGCUGGGUCGUCUGCUGAGAGGGGUUUGGCAGCGAAAGACAAAGUGCUGCACAGAAUGCAACAGUUCAAGAGGGUCAGUCCACCGAGGAUGGGACACAAGGACCAGAACCACUGUGCUCCUCCUCCACCUGUGGUGCAAAGACAAGAUACCGCAGAGUCCAGUAGCUCAGGCCUCCACCCGGAGCCCCAGGACAGUGACGAGGCUCUGGCCCUGCGGCUGCAGCAGGAGCUGGACAGGGAGGCUGCAGAUGUCCAGACGGUGGACCUGGAGGACGGAGGCCUCUUCUUCUGUCAGAUCUGCCACAGAGACCUGUCACACAUGACCCCUGAGGGGCGAACGCAGCAUCUCAACAGGUGUUUAGACGAUAGUGAAGAGAGCGCCCCCGCCGCUCCUCCUCCUGGUGUCCCCGACUGUCCCAUCUGUGGCAAGAAGUUCAAGUCCCGGAAGAGUCGCUCGGCCCACCUGAAGCGCUGCUCCUCAGACAUGGGCGUCCCUCCGGCUGUGCUGCUGCAGGUUCUGCAGAGACAGACUGAGGAGACCCAGAGUGUCCCCACUGCUAGCACACUUACGGAGACUGGAGGCACCAAAAGAAAAGGCUCGUCCAAGCCAGGUCUCCCAACAAGGAAGAAGCCCAGAAAGAACACUGAACCCCUGGACGAAGACACUAUGGUGGCCCUGGCUCUGUCCUCCUCCUUGCUGGAACAGGAGAGGGAGUCAGAGAGACAGUUACAAACAGAGACGGCUGUCUCUCACUUCUCCUUGACUCCAGUGUUGAAGUGGAGGCCAGACGCAGGUAAAGGCCGUGGGAAGAGGAAAAAGGGCGCCGUCCCUCGACCUCCUCCGCUCCUCCUCGUUCAGGAUGCUGAGGCGGCUCUGACGAGGAUGCAGGAACGGGUUUCUGCUCUCCUCCUACGCAGCCGGGCCCCCUCUCCCCCCACUCCGACCCGCUGCCCCAGUCGUCUGGCUAACUGUGGCGGUGCUGCCCCCCUCUGGCAGAAGAGCACACUACUGGAGGGAGGCUCCACCUGUCUGUCUGAUUUCUACACUCCAGAGCUCAGAGAGUUCAUCACGCCAUGGCAACCGGCACUGACUGAAGCAGCCUCCUCCAGCACCAUCAACAAGCCUGAGUCCUCUGUCCAACCUGCGAGUGAAGGAACUUCUGUCGCAAGACCCGGACCCUCCACCCUGCCAUCCUCCACCCUGCCAUCCUCCACCCUGCCAUCCUCCUCCUCCGCUCCCUCCACCCCAGGGACGGGGCAGCUCCCAGUGGGCAGCCAGGCAUUCCGUGACCUGAUGGAGCUGGCUGAAGACGGCAUGACCUUUACUCAGUAUGGUUACACCGCUUCAGGCCCAGACGAAGGCAAGAGUGCUGGUCCGAUCACAACCCUUCAUCUGAGCGGCUUCGUUCCGGAGGAGUCUGAGGAACGGGGUGACCUCUGCAUGAGCGGCUUUGUACCAGAAAAAACACACAAACGCUCAGACGACACAGACAGCCAAGCGAGGAGGCUGACGGGUCAGCACGGAGCAAAUAAAGAGCGAGGCAGCCAUCGAUCAGCGGCGCUAUCCCGACUGGCAUCAGACCUGAGCAGCAUGGUGAACAACCCUCAGCUCAGUGACGUGCAGCUCCAGGUGGACAGUGGAGAGGUCUACUUUGCUCAUUCCUUCGUGGUGUACGCUCGCUGCCCCCUGCUGGCAGAAAUGGUGCAUGAAAGUGGUUUUGGGGUGCAGGAGGAGGGAAUGCCUGCAGCCCAGAGGGUGUUGAUGAGCGACGUCCCGGGACAGGCAGUGUUUGCUUUGCUGCGAUACCUCUACACAGCCCACUGCUCCAUCCCAGCAUCCCUGCAACCUCAUGUACUGGAGCUUGCAUCCAGGUUUGACUUGCAGGAGCUACAUCAGCUUUGCGAGCUCCACCGAGACGAUGCAGCGACUUAUGGAGAUGAGGAAGACGACAUGCACCAGGAUGAGAAUGUUAACAACCAAACAGACCAGGCCUUUAUGGAGCUGCUCCGCUCCAUGUGGAAUGAAGAGGAUGAAGACAACGAGGGUACGGAUACAGACGGAAGAAGCGAUGAAGAGAAAGGAUUGAAAGAAGAUCAUCAAGCCGACCACCUCGCAGCAGCUGACAGAGAGAUUUGUGAGGAGAAAGUGAACGAGGAAGAGCUGGAGGAGAUCUAUGAUUUUGCCGCCACGCAGAGAAAGAGGGAGGAGGAGCAAGACAGCAUGGAGGAGGAGGAUGGGAUAGAUGAAGAAGAAGUGUUCACAAAACUAUUAGAACCCAAAAAAAGGUCAACUUGUCUCAGCAUAAAAAACCAACUUGAGCCGGACCCAAGCCUAGAUCGGAGCUACAACCGCCUCUUCUCAGACUCCUGGGGGGUCUAUGAGGAAGGAGACCCUUUAUCAGUACCCUCUACCUCUGGCCAGCCAACUUUGUUUCAGUCUUCAGCAAGCGUAGUAGACGACCUUUCCCUCAGUCCUCCACCCAGUGUAUCCAACCUGCCUGUCCCAGGUCAGUCCCCUGGUCAGGUGGGUGACUGGGGAACAGAUGCUCUUAACCGGGACGUGCCUCAAGAAGGUCUACAUUUAAGGCGAGACAGCCAAGGUCGUCAUAGUAUUUGUGUCCCUCUUUCUUCUGAUUCGCCUCAGAAACAGAAGGAACCUGAGCUCAUAGUUUUGUCUGACUCAGGUGAGGAGAUGGAGGUAGUUCUCAGUUCUCGCAGUCCUUCGCCACAUUCCCCUUGUGCUGUCCAGAGCUACACCCAGAUCAACCCCCGGUCAGUCCUAAAACCUAAUGAACCGGCCCUGGAAAAUAAAAAGUCCAGUUUAGAGUUUUCUCCUGAUGAUCCAUCCUCACCAGUUCAAAGUCAUCCAGGUUCCGGGUGUGACCAGAGUCUAGUGGACUGUUCUCCCGAAGUGUCCUGGCUGAUCCCAUCAACACCGCUCCAACAUCAACGGAGCGUCACAACCAGCUCCACUCAGACCAAAAGUAGUAUGUGCAGAACGCAGCUGUUCCCUAAAGAUGACGUUUCUUCAUCCUCUGUUUUCUCUUCUCCCGCUUUACCAUUUAACAACAGACUUCAGACAUCCAGCAGUCCAGGCAGAGUUCCUCCCGAUGUUGGGGUGUUUGCGGUUCCCCCAAGCCAAGCUAAGCACUCACGCCCGUCAAAUUCUACUUCCUCAAAGCAGGAUACACCCCUUCACCUCCAUCCCCAGCCUUACAGCAGCACUCCCCUGCACACAGAGCUCCUCUUGCCCCCUGUCCAUCUUUCCAGCUCCCCACUCCAUAGCAACCUUGAUACGGUAGGGUCGACAAGUCAAGGAAGGGAUAGGGCGCCAUCUGUCAGCCCAGACAAGACAGAGUUGGGGAGCUUUCAUCUUUCUCCCCUGUCGGACCGUUCAGUGCCACCUUCUUCUUCAUCUAACAGAGGUCUUCAAAGUUCCCAGAGACAGAGCGAUUCCUCCCGUCAAAGUCGACAAUCUGUUGAAUCCAGCAGUCACAACAACACAGGACUGGAGCUCAAGAGGACAGGAAUAAGAGAUGAGGAAGGAGAAAGAGAAAUGGACUGUGAAAAUAAAGACACAGAUGAAGAGGGACAGCAGGAAGAAGUAAAAGCACAAACUGAAGUGGCAGAAGUUGAAUCCACUUUCCAACAGAGUUUCAUGGCCAUGGACGAGCCCCCAAUAGCUUUCAACGACUCUUGGGGCUUCAACGUCUGUGUGGAUGAAAACCCGGGCUGCUUCAGUCUGAGGCUGGAGGACAGCAGAGGAUCCAGCCAGCAGGAGCGCAGCCCGGGACAACGAGAAACCGCUGGUUCGUCUUCCUCUACUGACUGUCAACCUCCAAAAUCUAGUCUUAGUGUCCGUUUAUUGAACAGCCAUGGUAGCGUGACCUCAUCCUCUCCAUCCAAAGCCCACAGCAGACAACCAUCCACCAGUGUACAGGCUCAUACCGGCCAGUCGUUCACCCUCUCACCACCUCACCCCACCACCGGGACCACACCAGAGAUCAACGACAGCCUCCUAGACUCCAAAAUAUGGGACAGCUGGGAUGAGGACGAGGAGGAAGCUCUUCCUCUCUCUCAGAGGGUGAACCCUUCUGCCCACCUUAAAACACCAACAGCACCACACAAUAAAAGGCGUCGAACCCUGGUGCCCAUCACUCCCAUGCCCCACUACUCUGACAUGGACACACCGGAUCUCAAGAACAAACUCAACAGGUUUGGUGUUCGGCCUUUACCCAAGCGCCAGAUGAUCCUCAAGCUGAAGGAGAUCCACCAGUACACCCACCAGCUUGCCAUCUCUGACUCUGAGGAUGAGGAACCCUCUGUGGGACACGUAGCUCAGAGGAAAGCCCAACCCACCAGUCCGUUGGCCGCUGGCAACAAACCGGUCUCCUGCGCCCAAACAGCGAAGUUUAAAGAGCCCAGAGUGCCCGCUGCCACCUCACCAUUGAAACACAACAGAGAGGAGGACGCAGAGCUGCUUUCUGCCUCACAGGGGUCCAACACCUCCUCAACUGCUGCCAGUGAAGAAUCUGAAAGGUCCAACCCAGAGCUGUGCCUGUCCUCUGAUGUCGACUCAGACAGCGAUGGCGGCUUCUCUGCCUCCCAGACGGCAACACGCCUGCAGGAUCGCCUCCGGGCAGUGCGCUCCUUCAUCCUGUCUGACUCCAGACUGUACACUCAGAUCCUCCAGUACCAACCUCUGGUCCUGUCCCAGCUCCAGCAGCGGCUCAAGGCGGCCGGGAUCCGCCUGGGUGCCGCCAAGCUGGUGGACUACCUGGACUCCCAGUGCAUCACCUUCACCACAGCCAAGCCGGGCCACUCGGCACCCGGCCGCAGGCGGGGCAAGAGAACGGGCAGAGGGGCAAAGGCGGCGGGGGAAAAUGGAGCAAGUAGGAAAAGAGGUGUUCCUGCCAUGCAAUGAAAGUGACUGCAAGAAAGGUUUAAGUGGAAACAAGACUUUGAGAAGUGGCAGAUGUUACGUUAGUGCAGAACAUCUGUCUGACAAUAACUUUAGACGGAAGAAGCAGUGUGUGUGUGUGUAUAUAUCACUUUUUGUAUAUAUCACAUUUCCUCAGGAAAGGUUUUGUAUUUAAGUUUUUUGUUCCAAAUGUUACAUUUAUUGUAAACUCAACUGUGAAAA
Morone saxatilis (striped sea-bass) is the source of this 5870-nucleotide messenger RNA. It is a transcript of the gene slx4, whose product is annotated as SLX4 structure-specific endonuclease subunit homolog (S. cerevisiae). Gene Ontology annotation, molecular function: enzyme binding. Bases 474 to 5651 code for a protein of 1725 amino acids. The transcript is spliced from 13 exons. Gene Ontology annotation, cellular component: nucleus; Slx1-Slx4 complex. Gene Ontology annotation, biological process: resolution of meiotic recombination intermediates; meiotic DNA double-strand break processing; DNA replication. Lineage: Eukaryota; Metazoa; Chordata; Actinopteri; Moronidae. The record is from RefSeq and is a predicted model, not a curated record.